Messenger RNA from Truncatella angustata, 717 nucleotides. RefSeq lists its product as uncharacterized. Lineage: Eukaryota; Fungi; Ascomycota; Sordariomycetes; Amphisphaeriales; Sporocadaceae. The record is from RefSeq and is a predicted model, not a curated record. The transcript has a single exon. The annotation marks the transcript as partial.
GGCAGCCGCAAAAGGGCACGAAAGCGUAAUACGCUUACUUCUCACGCAAGGCGCCCAGGCCGACAGCCUAGACACUAGAUACGGCCGGACGCCGCUAUCGUGGGCAGCCGAAAACGGGCAUGAAGCCAUUGUACGGACACUUUUAAGUCAUAACGCCGAUGCUCAAAGUUCUGAUCAUAGCCAUCGUACGAUUUUGUUUUACGCGGUACUAGCUGGAAAAAGCCAAAUCGUGCGCAUCCUUACAGAUUUAGUCACUUACAUCGAUAUCAAGGACUACUAUGGUUCAAGUCUGGUAUCCAUCGCUGCGCGCCUCGGCUAUGCAGCUAUCAUUCGACAACUCACCAAAGUACCUGGCAUCGACGCCGUCUCUGUAGAUCAGUUUGGGCAUACGCCGAUGUGGUGGGCUUACAAUCAGGGCCAUCAUUUAAUAAUGAGAGACUUGGAAGAAUUCUAUGAAGCGUCCGGUUUGAAGUUUUCCCUAGAUACACCAGCCGUCUGCAAUCGUCUGGACUUCACUCUUAAGAGCGGACACUGCGAGGUAUGUUUGGCUGAUAUAGGUGAAAAGUACCAUCGCUGCGAGUCCUGCUUGGGCGGUCAUUUCGUCAUUUGUGUUUAUUGUUACAAUCUUGGGGCUCGUUGUCUAAAAGGGUCACAUACAUUAGUAUAGUAGUAGUAGUAUGUUUGGCAUAAACGUGGAAAUUCCAAAAUGAUCUGCUA